Messenger RNA from Chironomus riparius, 1344 nucleotides. Lineage: Eukaryota; Metazoa; Arthropoda; Insecta; Diptera; Chironomidae. The record is from the annotation of a GenBank genome assembly.
AUGAAUAAAUUAAUUCUAAGAGUCAAUUCUCCAGAGAAUCCAAUCGUCCAAGUUAGUGGAUUUCAUAUGCAUGCCAAAAAUAAUGAUGAAGUGCAAGGCCUUAAAGGUGACAUCGGGAAUGUCGAUAAAUUUCCCAGAGACAUAAAAAACACAUUUAAGAAUCUUACUGCAAUUUACUUCACAAAUGGUCAAAUUAAGGAAUUAUCUUCAGACGACUUAAAACCAUUCCCAGAACUAGUUGAAUUGUACUUCGAUAAUAACAAGAUUGAAGUGAUUGAAGCAGGAACUUUCGACUUUAAUUCAAAACUAGCUGGCAUCUCGUUCAUGAACAAUAAAGUCAUUCAUAUCAAUGCAAAUGUCUUUGAUCAUUUGACUGACUUGAAAUAUCUUUGGUUAAAUGGAAAUCAAUGUUCAAAUGAUGAAGCUAGAAAUGAUAGAAAUGCAGUUUUAGAUCUUAUUGCGGCAACUAAAAGCACGUGUCAAAAUCAAGUAUUUCUAAGGAUGGAAAAUAAGCUUAAUGAAUCAGUAAUUAAACGUGGCAGGAAUCUUGAUACUUCUGGAAACUUAGAACAAAAAAUUGACAAUUUAGAAGCAAAAAUGGACAUCCAUGAUCAAAUUACUUCAUCAGAAAAUGAAUUCGCUGAUAUUGUUGGAACUCAUACGACAGGCAAAACUCAUAAUGAUGUUUUAGGUCUUUAUGGCACAACUGGAAAUAUUGAAAAAUUCCCAAAAGGGUUAGAAAGAUUUAGGAAUCUUAAAGUAGUUUACCUUUAUAAUGGUCAGAUAAGGGAACUACGAUCAGAUGAUCUGCAAUACUUACCAGAACUAGUGGAGCUCUACUUUGACAACAAUAAAAUUGAAGUUAUUGAAGACGGAACUUUCAAAUUUAACCUCAAAUUAGUUGCAAUCUCAUUCAAAAACAACAGAGUUUAUCAUAUUAGUGCAAAUGUAUUUGAUCAUUUAACAAGCCUCACAUAUUUUUGGCUAAAUGGGAAUAUAUGUCCAAAUAGUGUAGCUAGAAAUGACAGAAAUGCAGUUCUUAGUCUUAUUGCAACAGCUAAAAGUUCAUGUCAAAGUCCAGCAUUUGUGAGGUUAGAAAAGAAGCUCAAAAGUUCUUCUAAAGUUGCUGUUCCAACUGGUAAAUGUAUUGAUUCUAAUGAAAUUUUCGCAAACUUCAGCACAAAGCUUCUUGAUCUUAAAGGUCAUUGUUUGCAUCGUGGAAGUCAGGCAAUGGAAAAGAUCAAUGACUUUGAGCUUGAUUAUGGAAAUAUGCAAUCUGAAUUUAUACAGGCACUUAAUAAUAAGUUUGACAUCCUUAAAACUAGCUUGAAUAACUGUGAAUGA